Bemisia tabaci is the source of this 3145-nucleotide messenger RNA. RefSeq lists its product as uncharacterized. The record is from RefSeq and is a predicted model, not a curated record. NCBI's taxonomy places the organism in Eukaryota, Metazoa, Arthropoda, Insecta, Hemiptera, Aleyrodidae. Gene Ontology annotation, molecular function: protein binding. Gene Ontology annotation, cellular component: cytoplasm.
UGGCUGGUAAAUCUCUCUUUUCUAUCCCAGCCGACCCGUGACGUGCUCGUUUUUUCAGUUUUAAACGUCUUCACCAGCGGUCAAAGUCGAAACGCGAACGCGCGCCAGGACUGCCAAACCCGCCUCCCUAAUUCCCUCUGAAAAAUGAGAUCAUAUAAAAAGAGAGUAGUGGGGCUCUUCGCCAUAGCUCCCGUGAGGCGCAGAAUCUCGGAUUUUGGACUCUGUCCCAAGGGCAGCCAAAAUAACUCCCAAAGCUGGAGCGCUGUACCUCAACAAAAUUUCUCUCGUGCAGUCGCGCGUUCUACAAGUUUUCAGCUUUGUCGCGCGGGAACGGAAUGGGCACGUUCACUCGGGCAAAAUCAAUACCCAACGCCCUUUGCCACACGGUCGAAUGAAACCCCUACCUACAAAUGAAACCGCGGUUUAGCCUCAUAGCGUAGCUACACCCGCACCCUUACGUAGCAUUCCCUCGGAGCUACUACGCGUGAAGCCGUGAACAGCUCUAGGUUCGUUUAACCCGCGCGAGAGACUUAAAACUGACGCCUCUCGUCGCCAUGGCUUUUUCGCGAGGAUGAAAACCGCCUCAAAAUGGAGGAGGAAAAUUUUCGAUUGCAACCUGAUUGGAUCAAGGAAGUCCAAGCCAAACAUGUGCUCCAUUGGAACUACAGGGGGUUUGUGGAAGUUCCGCGGGAACUGCAGCACGCUGGCGAUCAGCUGGAGGAGAUCUACAUGAAGUGGAACUACAUCAGUCAGCUGCCUAGCUGGUUCACUGCCAUUGAUCACCUGACAAAUUUGUACUUGUUCGGCAAUGAAAUAUCUUAUUUACCGGAAGAACUGGGUUCGAUGACAUCAUUGUCUGUCCUCGAUUUUGGUCACAAUCAGCUUACCAAUUUGCCUGCAUCAAUAGUCAAACUAACACAUCUACGCUGUCUUUCUGUCGAAUUCAACUCUCUUACCCAGCUUCCCAGUGAUAUUGGAAAACUGAAGAAAUUAGAACACUUAAAAGUCAACGGAAACAAACUAAAAUACCUGCCAAAUUCUAUUAGUCUUUGUGAAAAUCUCUCUGAAUUAAUCGCUGAUUUGAAUCACUUGAAGUUCUUACCACAGAAUAUUGUAUAUUUGCCGAAACUAAAUUUUCUCUCAGUGAAAAGUAAUCAACUCCGGUUCAUGCCAGCAGUUGCAUUUUUCAAAAGCCCCAUUGAAGUGCUAGUGGAGGAUAAUGAAUAUCUGAACUAUCUGUCGUUCGAUAUGAGUUCAUUCAUCGCAAAUUCUCGCAUACAGAUGGGGCGUGAUGAAGUUUUUGAUUUUUGUAACAGGAAAGAGAAGUCGUCAUCUCCAAGUGAUCAAAAUUUACACCUCAUCAGUAACUCCAUCCACCUAAAAAAUUCAAAUGAAGAGGUAGUCCUACCGCCAACCUUAAACAAACUUCAUGGGCAUGCAAAUAAAGGCUGCAUCAUAUCCCUCCAAGAAUACUGUCUACGAAUAGUGUACUCAAUGAUUUAUCGGUUGAAUAGACUAAACAGCAGUUGUCUUCAAAAUCAAAUAUCCAACAUACUUCCGGUGAACAUUACCAACUUAUUUUUAGACGGACCUACAGCUUUGUGUCACAGGUGCAAAAAACCAAUAUUCAGAGAAGCCAUUAUGAUCCUAUUUUCACGUGCCAUACCAUUGAUGAAUUUAAAUUUGAUAAAAAAAAUGAAAUUGACUGUGUUUUUUUGUGAAAGGUCUUGUUAUUAUGAAUCUGAUUUUUUGGAAAAAGAUAGCAUUCUGCAGAGGGAAAUUGAAUGGGUAUCAUAGUGUUUCCUUUCUAACUCCCACAACAAAUUGUUUGUCACUAAAUGUUCAAGUAACUAUAAAAACCUUUGUUGAGUAUUCAAUCAUUUUUAAAAAAGAAAACGCCAUCAUGUGACAGUGCAACUCAUUAAUCCAACUAUUUGUUCUAUGUUCUCCCUGCACGAUCAUUUAACUUUGUGCAAAGCCGCAUAAUUAGAUCUGUCCAUACUAAAAAGAAUUAUGUGCCAAAAAAUUAAAUAAAAGGAAUAAAUAAGCACUCAGACUAUACAUAUAGUUCCUCUUGUGUGAUUUAUAAUUCAUUUUCAUAUAGUUAUUUUUAUCCUAGGUAUAUCCAACUAAUAGUAAAGGCAAUUGGAAACAAUACAAGAUGCUGUUUCUGUGUCAAAUCAUCUUAAGGAUGGCUAAAGUAACACGUAUCUCUGAUUUCGACAUUGCAAGUUUCAGCUCAUUAUAUUUAUUAACAUAUAUAUUUUUUAAAAAAACAAACCAACAUUAUUUUUCCUACAUUUUCCAUUAAUUGUUGUCACUCACUCAGUAAAGUUCUCGGACAGUCUCAAAGAGGUAUUGAGUUACUUCUUUUGUGACAAAAUGAAGUAUAAUCAAAGAUUUUUCAACUUUGCAAUAGAGCUACACAGUUUUCAACUUUAGUCAAUAAUAUUUUUCCUCCCUGUCUUCUCAAAAAAUCAUGAGUUUUUAUUUUGGCAUGGAUUUUUCAUUUGUCAUGGUGACAUCUUCCAAAAAUAAGUAGAAAACUUGAGGUUUUUUGUAGAAUAUCAAAUCUAUCAAAUCUUUGUUAACUGUGUGAUCCUUCCAGUCAGUUGUUUUCUUUUGUUUGUCUUAAUUUUUUUCCAAAUGCAUACAAAUGUUCUGUGCAAUGAGAAUUUAGUUCAUAUUUGAAUGCCUAGUGGCCAGUUGUAGAUGUGAAAAAGACUUUUAGGACUCUAAAAAUUCUCACUAUGUUGAAAACAUUAUCCAGAAUUUAUUACAAUGCCACGGCUAGACUCGCUGGGGCUGUAUAAUUUAACUGUCUUCAAUUUUAUGGUGCUUCUUAAUUUUUAGUAUGCUGGGAGGAUGGGUGUUAAAAUCAAAAUAAUGUGUGAAGAAAAUUGUAAGAGUAAACUUCUGGAAUUAAUUAUUUAAAUUUUUAAACCUGAAAGUUACAUAGUUACUUAGGUUGUUAUUCUCAUGAUUUUUUCUUUAAAAUUUUAUUGAUGUUAUUAUGUUCUAAAUCAAUUUAUCUUAUCUGCCUAUCUACACUUUGGCUGUCUGCUUAUCAUUGUUAGGACCUAGAUGUUACUUCUUUUUGUUUUUCUUAAAGUAUUUAUGAAUAAAUUUAUUUUUGAAAAUGUUA